AUGGAGAUUGCCCUGGAAGCAAGCCUAAAUCAGAAGCAAGUUGAUGCUUUGUUAGAUCUCAUUGGCUGUGUUGCAAAAGGGGCUGCUUGGGUGACUCUCAAGAAUGAUGUCAAGUUUUGCAAAGCCUGUGAUGCUGCAGUGGCAGAGCUCACACUGUUCUCCAAACAUACAGUCGUUGCAGCAUAUAAGAAGGAAGUGCAGACAUAUGAGGUACAUGACCCAUCUGGGAAUGGGCACUUGACAUUUUGCCUCCACACUUCAUUUGGGAUGCACAAUGCUUGUUCAAGCAUGAUGGACAUGGGUGUGAAUGCUUCUAUGAUGAGCCCUGGAUGGUGUCACACACCAAAGGUGUUUGGUGAGGUGGACAUGGAUACAGCUGAUGAGUGGAGGUGGAGACCAUAG
This is a messenger RNA of Pisolithus orientalis, 402 nucleotides long. RefSeq lists its product as uncharacterized. The transcript is spliced from 2 exons. NCBI's taxonomy places the organism in Eukaryota, Fungi, Basidiomycota, Agaricomycetes, Boletales, Pisolithaceae. Bases 1 to 402 code for a protein of 133 amino acids. The record is from RefSeq and is a predicted model, not a curated record.